Molecule: messenger RNA, 6739 nt
Organism: Esox lucius (northern pike)
Lineage: Eukaryota; Metazoa; Chordata; Actinopteri; Esociformes; Esocidae
Product: interferon-induced very large GTPase 1
Exons: 10
Coding region: 377-5980 (1867 amino acids)
Molecular function (GO): zinc ion binding; GTP binding; protein binding
Source: RefSeq, a predicted model, not a curated record
UGCACACUAAAAGCUUGUUUUCCAAUCCCUCUUGACCAUAUUAUCUUUAUUUUCUGUACCUUUAAUACCUGUUUACUAGAGGUUGUUUAUUAUACUUAAUGAACAAGAUAUAUUGGGACUGCAUAGUUUAUUUUCCACACCAUGACUUUGUUACUUCUGAUGUAGGAAACUGAAAGUACAUUUCAAACAAUUCUCUUGUUCUUUGGCUUCACACCAGAAACCUCCAAAUUUAACAAAGAAAAGGAGGAGAUGGUGUCAGAUGGAGGAUUACAGAGGACUAUGGGAAGAUAUCAGCAGUAAAUCCCUGUAGUUCAGUGAGUGACAUGGGACUAGAUCUGUCAUUAUCAGGAUCUUGAGGAGUCCUCUGGGAGUUAAAAUGAGUUCUCUACUGCCGAGGGCUGAGGGGGCUGCUGCCCCUGAAGAAAGACUUAAGGAUGGAUCACCACACCAGGCGCUUGAUGAAACCAUGGAGACAGAUAGGAGUGUCUAUCUGGAUGGAACAGUGUCCAUUGUCUCUGGUGUUGAAUCAUGUAGGAGUAACAAUUCCAUGGACACCAUUAUUAAUUUUAAAAAGGAUGGGCGAGAACAGACAGUAUGUCAGGAGCAUCAGAGACCUCUGGAGGUGUUCUGCAGGACAGACCAGAUGUCCAUCUGUACUCUCGGUUCAGCCACAAAGCACAGAGGACAUGAUACAAACUACAAUGACAAACAAGCUGGAAGACAGGACUUGUAUCCAGAGCAAUGUCGGAGACCUUGCUUACUUGACACUCCUCUGCCUCCUCCUGGUGAGAUCCAGUUCCAUUCGGUGACGUCUGGCUCUGUCUCUCUGAGCUGGGGUCCUCCUGAAGGACUGAACGGACCGCACAAGUUCAUAGUAACCUGGGGAUAUGAUGAAGAACCGCUCAGCCUGAGGGUAGAUGGUUGUAGUGUUACAGUAGAUGAACUCCAGCCUGGUAAAUGUUACCAGUUCCAUGUGGCCACAGAGGGGGAAGAUUGUAGUCGAAGCCGAUUGGUCUCAGCAUCUGUAUUAACAGCGGUCCCCGUACCCAGGGACAUACAAGUAAACCAGUCUGGAGAAAACUCCUUCACUCUUAACUGGUCCAAGCCUGAAGGGAUGGAGAAAGUCCCUCAACGCUUCCUCAUAUCCUACUGCAGCCAAAACACAAAGACCUGUGCAGCUACUACUGAGGACUGUUACAAAACUCUCUCUGACCUAAAACCAGGGACUCAGUACACUGUCAGUGUCUCCACUGUUCUGAACGGAGAGCAGAGUGAACCUGUCUCUAUUACCAUCUGCACUGGACCAACAGAUCCAGCUUCAGACUCAGCAGCCCUGUCUGCCCAUCCCCAUAGCCCUGAACCAGCCCUACUCCCAACUGAAAGAGUACCCUUGUUCAUGGAUCUGUUGAAAAGGAUUGGACUAGAAUAUAAUUAUGAAAACAACAAGCUGAUGUUAAGUUCUGUCCUGGAGAUAAAGGCAGAUACCACAUCAGAUGAGACACCUCAAACUCUGCAGUCACUUCCAGGGACUUUCCUGAAGAAGUUAAUGAUGGCAAAUGUAAAUGCCAGGAGUGUGAUGGUCAAAGGUGACUUGUGUAACAGUGAAAGGAUUAAUCCGUUGGACUUGAUUACUGCAGUCUUUCUGUGUUCAGAUGGUUUCUUGCAGCAGCAGAUUGUCCUGAAAAUGUCCCAGUGUCAGUUUGCUGUUCCUCUCCUGCUGCCCAACUGUGAUACUAAACAGAGCACCUUGAUGCUCUGGGCCUUGAGGGACAUUGUGAAGAAGUUUAGACCCUCUUUACAAACCGAUUCAAAGUCCUUCGUAGAGGAGAGAAUUGUUGUCUCUGGCAUUCCUAUGGUGUCCUUUGUGAGGCUAGGAGAGAGCAGCUUGUCCAAGUCACAGAUUUUAAACAAGUUGCUUGGUAACCCUCAACAGUACAAUGAUACCUUUGUUCAUCAUGAUAUGGAAGGUGGUGAUGUUCCUCGUGUAAUCUCAGAUGGUCUAGUGGAAAUCAGCUGGUAUUUACCAUGGGGGAACAAAAACAUGGACAGGUUCACUAAUCCUGUGGCUUUCGCCAAUCUCAGGGGAGAUAUCAGGUACUUUAAAACACAGUUUUACUUUCUGUGUAAAACAUCAGCUAUAGUGUUUGUUUUCAUUGAAAAUUAUGAAGCAGAUUUUAAGAUUUUGCAAAGCCAACUCUCCAAAACACAGUUAUUUCUGGUUGUCAACUCUCAGAAAGACUUCACAGAUCAGACAUUGACAAAACUCACAACAAAAUGCAGUAUCGAUCCAACAAAUGUGAUUGUUAAGAAAAGGGAAAAUGAUACAAAAUUUGUUAAGAUUCUGUUGACAUCUGUCAGUGAGAGCCUCCGUAAAAGUCCAAAACUAGUGAAAAUUGAAAGCAUGGCUGACAUUGCUUGUAAGAGUGGAAUUCUGGUUGAUGAAAACUCUGAUGAUUGUCAGAGUGCCAAGAAGAUGGCAGAUGAAAUCACCAGAAACAUCACAGAUACAUCCAAAUUCAAAGAGGAGCAGCUACCCUUACAAGGGAAAAUCUGGAAAGAGAUAUCUCAGGUGGAAAAAGAAAGAUGUCGGCUGAAUAAAGCAGGGAAUGAAGACAUUGAGAAGUACAAGAGUUCUCUCAAGAGAAAACAAAAUGAACUAAGACAGGGUCAAAAGAGCAUUAAUUUGACAAAUGCAGGGACACUUUUUAUUAGUGGAAUGUCUGGGUCAGGAGUGAAGCGAAACUAUUUCCUCAAAUGGAUGCAGAUUAAUCUGGACAAUAUAUCACAGAAGAAUGUAUCAGAGUUUCAGGACAAGUACAAAGCGCUUUGCAAAGAUUUUCCAGGUGAGAAAGUCCAGAUUGCAGAAUUGGAUAAGAUAUCUGAUUGUUCCUUGGGACUUGAACACUUCCUUCGUGAGUUGGGUCAGUUAUAUGAAUCUUCCAGCUUCCCACCUGAAAAAACAUUUACAAUGCCAAAUAUCCAAGAUUUGCCUCCUUUGUGUGCUCAGAUGCUUUUAGAUUUUAGUUUCCCAAUUGAGCUUAUAGAUGGAGAUGCAUCAAAUAUCCCACUAAAAUGGAUAUCAGCUGUAUUAACUCAGCUUCAUAGUAAACUGAAACCAAACAGCAAGAUCCGUGUUGUGACAGUUUUAGGGGUCCAAGGCACAGGGAAGUCCACUCUUCUCAACACCAUGUUUGGGGUCCAGUUUGCUGUCAGCAGUGGAAGAUGUACCAGAGGGGCCUUCAUGCAACUAAUAAAAGUCAAUAACAAUCUCAAGGAGGAGCUGAAAUGUGACUUCAUUAUGGUUAUUGACACAGAAGGUUUGAAAUCACCAGAGUUAGCUCAACUAGAUGACAGCUAUGAACAUGACAAUGAAUUGGCCACUCUAGUUAUAGGACUCAGUGAUGUCACGAUUAUCAACAUAGCCAUGGAGAACUCAUCAGAAAUGAAGGACAUUCUACAGAUUGUUGUUCAUGCUUUUAUCAGAAUGAAGGAAGUGGGAAAGAGGCCAAUUUGUCAUUUUGUUCACCAGAAUGUGUCAGACAUUUCUGCUUAUGACAAAAACAUCAGGGCCAGGAAAAAGUUGUUGGAAUAUUUGGAUGAAAUGACUCUGGCAGCAGCCAAAAUGGAGAAGAAGGAAAACAUCACAAAGUUCACUGAUGUGAUGGAUUAUGAUCCAGACACCAGCAGCAGCUACAUCCCAGGACUCUGGCAUGGAACUCCUCCAAUGGCUCCAGUCAAUGCUGGAUACAGUGAGACUGUGAAUGACUUCAAAGAGAGCUUGAUGCAAAUAUUGAAAGAAUGCAGGGGGGAUAAUGAUUUGACAGGUUUCCUGCAGUGGACAAAAAGCUUGUGGGAGUCUGUGAAAUUUGAGAAAUUCAUCUUUAGUUUCAGAAACAGCUUAGUUGCAGAUGCAUACACAAGAUUAUGUACUGAGUACAAUGGUUGGGAAUGGUCAUUUCAGAAGGAAAUGUAUUCCUGGAUGGUGUGUGCCGAAAACAACAUUUCUAAUUUUGGCACAGAUUCUCAGUCUCAAAUGAAGGAAAAUGUGCUGGAGGAUUUGUUAACAGAAGCAUCUGAUAAGAUUGCAGUUCGAGGAAACGAAAUCCAAGGCAAUAUAGUAAAGUACUUUGAAAAGCAAACCACCCAUGUCAAUCUAGUGGAGAAAUACAAGGACGAUUUCGUGGCCAGUGCCAACAUAUUGAUGAGGGAGAUGGAAAACAAAGUUAGGAACACUCUACAUAGAACUGUUGAGAUCAAAGAGGGGAUGGCCAAACUGGAAAAGAUCAAAUGUUCACAUGCAGAAACGAUGGAAAAGAAAGUUCUGGAUUUGCUGAAAAUUUGCAGAGAGAAUAAAUCUGAUUUAUUAGAUAUGGAUCUUGAAAAAGUGUUUGAAAGCAUGUGGAACAAAUCUUUGUCUGAGAUCAACUUCAGCACACUCCCAACAAAAAACAUUUUUCAAGAUGCUUUUCUUGUGUUAAGAGGAAAUUUAUCAACAAGGGGAGGGUUUGUCAAUAGUAUGUUUGUUGAGAACAAUCUAAGGGAUUGUGGGACAAAACCCUUUGAUUUUAAAUCAGGGAAUUGUUCUGCCCAACAACUGCAUCACAUCAAAGAAAUGGAAAAAGUCUGUAAUAAAAUCAUAACAAAGUGUCUAAAAUCUAUUACCCAGAGGGUGGAAAGCAAAACUGAUUACUAUGACACUUACAUCAAGGAACUGCUUGAAAUGAUUGAUGAAACAUUACUACAAAACAAGGACUGUAAAGUUAAUGAGGAAUGUGAGGUUUCACUGAAGUUACACAUCUGUGGCAUAGCAGCCAAUGAGUUCCAGAAGAUGCAUGAUGAUUUUAUUACAGUCAAUGAUCCAAGGAAGUGUCUGGAACAAUCUAAGAACAAGUACCUUACUGAUUUCAUAGACUUGUUUCAUGAGCGAGACCAAUGGCAAAAGAAAGCAAAGGAUUUCACGAAGCAAUGUUUACAGCCAGCUGUAAUAGACUAUGUGACUAAAAUGAUUGGUCCUGAUGUGGUGGAUCUAAUGAAGAGAGGUAAAGACUCAGAGGAUUACAGCACAAGAGGGGCUUUCCAGUUCUCCAUGUUGAAACAGCUCCUCAUUAAUGGAGAGUAUGACAACUAUAAAAAGUACAUUAGUGAUUAUGAACAGUUUGUAAAGGACUGGCUGUUUGACCAUACUGUUAACGAACUGUCAAAAGAGAGCAGUCUGAAGACAUUGGAGAAGUUGCAUCUUACAGAGAUAGUCAAAUUAAUUGCUGAUACAAUAGUAACAUUCAGAAAUACAACCAGCACUGAUGAAGAGAUUAAGACGUUCAUUCAGAAUUUCUGCAGUGCCCUUGGACACAAACUUGUCCUUCCCAAGGAUGCUCUAAAUUCAGUCAUGACUCUUAACUACUCUAGAAAUACAGAACAGUUUGCUAACAAUCUCAUAGAGUUCGUGCAAGAAAUGGAACAGUCACUGGCUGCCAUAUAUGACCAAGAGAUGGACAUCAAACUGCGACUCAGGUCACUUCCAUUCAAGCCUCAGGACAAGAUGUUCACCAGUCUGUUUGGUUGUGGGGAGGUUUGUCCCUUCUGUAAAGCACCAUGUGAAGCAGGAGCAAAGGAGCAUUCAAAACACUUCACCUCCAUUCAUCGUCCACAAGGUGUAAGCGGUUGGAAAACUACAAAUACAAAGGUAUUGGUGACUGAUAUAUGUUCCUCUGAUGUGAUUAGUGACAACAAAUUCAACCUCUCUGAGGUAGGAGCCUGUAACCACCCGUACAAAGACUAUCAGAAAUAUUUCCCAGAGUGGAUCAUAUCUGGCGACCCCAGCAUUGAGGCCUCAGACUACUGGAAAUAUGUGAUGGCCACAUUCAAUGAGAGAAUUGCUAAAGACAAUGAUGGACAUCCUGCUGACAUCCCAGAAGACUGGAAAACAUUAACAACUGAGGAUGCAAUGAAAUGCUUAAAAGCAACAUUUAACGUGACAUAAAAUGAAAAACGAGGAGGUUUGUGACAAAGAAUCCUUUGUGAAUACAGAAAAAUACUUAUUUCACCCAUACAAAAACUACCAGAAAUAUUGCAUAUUACCUUGAAUAGAUCAGAUAUUGAAAUGCAUUGAGGUUGCAGAAUAGUAAACAUAUGUGAUGGCCACAUACAAUAAAACUAUGGCCCCACGGCAUUUCUUGUUGACAUUCCAGAAGAAUGGAACCCUGUAAAUCAUUCAAUGAGAAACUAAAGAAAAUGAAACAUGACAGCCAGAAAUAAAUGGUCUGUUAUGAAUUCAACAAUAAAUGUAGCAAUAAUAAUAAAUAAUAAAAAUGAGAUCCAUAAAUAGCAGAUAUUACGAUUUUCAAUGCAUCUAGGAUUUGAAACAAAAUACCAUCUGUAUUGGUGUUCAGUACAAUUAUGAGUAAUACCAUAUUGAACAUUUGAUGAAGAAAGACAGUGAAAUGACUGAUAAUUGUUCAGUCUCUAAUUAUAGCAUCAUUGAAGGCCGCAAAAUUACAUUUUAAACUCCCUGACUAACAGAUACCUGCAAGCUUAUACAAAAUGUGAAUUUAUACAAAUACUGUAUACUCACUCAAUGUGUGUACACAUUGUGAUUAGAAAUGAAGGACGACAAUAUUCAUGUUGUUAUAUGUAGUUUCUCGAUAAAGGAAGAUGCGUUUCUCUAUAUAUAUAACAUUUUAUAUUUGUUUGUUGAUAUGGUUCAUUUUCAUCAAGUCUUUCAUCUUGUUGUAAGAGAAUA